GGUCUCAUAGUACAGUCGUCAACUAGUACGACUUAACAACAUGCCCAUCAUGGGUUCAAGCCCCAAAUGGACCGUGCCGCCAUACGUAGGACUGACUAUCCUGCUAUGGGGGGUUAUCCAUAAGUCACUGAAAGCCAACCCCACAAGUAGUGGUACAAGGCAGGCGUUGACCGACAGCGGUUGUUGAGCCAAAGAAGAAGAAGAAGAAGAAGAUUUUAAAACAUGUUUCUAUAGGCAUUCUAUUUUUUUUAUCGAUUCGAUAAACCAAUAAAAAGUGAUCAUAAAAAGAAUAAGCAAAACAUACCCGGGUAGGUGGUUAUAGAAAUGAAGUUUAAGUUUGACUGGUCAGGUCGGCCUAUGCAGCCUUUCUAGAUUUUAGCCGAAUAUUCUUCGCUACGGUCCAGAUGAGAAUCGAUCCGAUUCGGACUUGUGGGCGCCGGCGCGUCUCUAGAAAACAGAACCGAACUGCUUCUGAGUUAUUAUUCAGGCUUUAAUAAAGUUUUACCAAAGUAGCAUGAGCCUUUUGUUGUUGCACGAAGCCGUAUUUCUUUCGGUGAAAGAACCUGUACACAACAUUAAUACAACAUGGAACAUACCCACACUUAUACAAUCAAGUGUUGAUUUUGUUAGUCCGUACCUAGCUCCGGAAAUAAACAAAACCCAACAUACAGGUAACCUGCUGUUACUCAUAUUAACCUUUUCCCACCUACCUGCUACAGGACUGUCAAGAAACAAUUAUUUAAAAGCCUUUCCCCAGUUCUUCCCAGAGCCGAUAGCAGGUCACCUGAUAAUGGAUAACGGAUAACGACCAACGCCUGCACUAAUCCAAUGUAAACAGUAUGAUUUAAAACCUGAACUAGUGAGUGCUAAUAGCAGUCGAGUAAAACGCAGCUCGGAAAAAAACUAAUAAACAAUAACAAGUACAAGCCUGGUGGUUGCACUUCGCUCGAUCCAAGGCUAUAAAAGGGUUCUGCUUCACGAGGGACGCAUCAUAGUGCAGUUACAAUUUCCUUGUUUGGCAUUUUUAUGCGCUACAGUCUAAAGCAUACUACGAUACAGCCCGGUCAUGGAAAUAUCAGAGUCUACUAAAGUAGUGUUUUACGUAAGCAGAAUAUUUGGUCUUGCACCUUAUGUAGUGAAGCGCACUCCUAUUGGCCAAAUAGUGGAUUACAAGCGCAGCGUGUUUCUCAUAGUUUAUAGUGUAGGUCUUGUGUUUUGCUUAGCUGGCCUCACCUACAAAGGAAUAUUUUUCGAUGUAACUUCCAAAAAACCUAUACGCUUCGUUUUCAGAAUGAAAACAGCUACUUCAAAGGUGGUGACCAUUCUAGACGUGUCGGUUGUAGUGUCUGCCUGCAUUUGUGGCACACUCAGUGGAAUAGGGGGACUGCAUUUUGUGCGUGAGCUUAAUCGACGGUUAACCGAAGCCGAUGAAAUACUGUCAUUGUACGUCAAGGAAAGUACCCGAAGUCGGAGGCAACGACGCAAAGGAAUCCUCAUGCUAGGAUUAGUAUGUUUCAUCAUUACUGGAGCACUCUCUCUGGACAUAUGGGUAUGGUAUCGCAUUGCCGAUAAGAUAAAGAAAGAAAACAGCAAUUCCAGUGCCAACGUACUAGGCUACUUUCCAUUUUACUGCUUGUACUACAUACUGAUGAUGUUUCAUGUCCUGUUCGCACAAGCUGCACUGGGCAUUGGUAAUCGAUUUCGCCACUUGAAUGUGGCGCUGUACGAAAUGUUUCCCGAAUUUGGCAGAACACCGCGCAUCGAAAUCUCAUCCAUCAAUUUAGAUUCCGAUAAAAAUGAUCCUAUCGAUGUUGACCUCCGAAAGUGUGUAGCAAACGUGGCGCAUGGAUUUGAUAGGAAGCGAACCUUAUCAUCGAGAAAAAUAAUUGAAGAUCUUGCCGUAAUACAUGCUUCUCUUUCAUAUUGUAUAGUGACAUUUGGAAUUGCUUUGCUGGCGGUGCUAGGGUCGUGCUUACUACAUCUCGUCGCCACGUCCUACUUUUUAAUGGUUGAGUUGGUUGGUGACAAGGAUGCAGUAUUUGCGUGGAUUCAGGCAUUGUGGUUAUUCAUACAUAUUUUUAGAUUUUUACUAACCAUUGAACCCUGUCACAUAACUAAUGUUGAGUCAAAUCGUACUAUAACCAUUAUAAACAGCUUAAGGAGGACCUGCAAAGAUGUUGAAAUGAUAGAGAGUAUCAACAUGUUUUGGCAGCAGUUGAUCGCUAGCAACUUUUCCUUCACCGCUUGUGGACUAUGUACAAUUGACAGACGAAUUAUCACAUCGUACUGCGGAGCGAUUGCCACUUACUUAGUAAUACUAAUUCAAUUUAAAGAAGCCGAUGACAAUUCUGGAAAAACGCCACACUAGACGACUACAGACGAAACAAGUAUAGCAUUAAAAGUGGCAUGUGUAUGGUUUAAAUUUAAAAUUAUGUGUAGCGACAUAAUUUAAACAUUAUUUAUCACCAACAAACGUACGGUGGAAUAAUCAUAUCAAAAUAAUAAAUUUGAUAAUAAAAAAAUAGUUCACAAUAUGGAA
Molecule: messenger RNA, 2539 nt
Organism: Anopheles coluzzii
Lineage: Eukaryota; Metazoa; Arthropoda; Insecta; Diptera; Culicidae
Gene: Gr43a
Product: gustatory receptor for sugar taste 43a
Exons: 13
Coding region: 1067-2368 (433 amino acids)
Biological process (GO): sensory perception of taste
Cellular component (GO): dendrite; neuronal cell body; membrane
Source: RefSeq, a predicted model, not a curated record